CUUUGAAAGUGGCUUUCAAAUCGUGACCGAUUCUCGACGCUCAGGAUGAGAGCCUUGUUGUUUUUAGGAUUUUUCUGUUUUAUCUUCGUAUGUGAUGUUUUAUCUGACAGUGCUGAAUCUCUAGAAAAAGGAUGGGGAACGGAAGUAAAAUGGGUUAAACUUGAAAAAGCAAGAAAGACAGCAAUAAAAAGCGGCAAACCUGUUUUCGUAAUGAUAACAAAAAGUUGGUGUGGAGCUUGUAAAGCCCUGAGACCCAAAUUCGUUGUAUCCAAGAGCAUCACUCAGCUUAGCAAGAAGUUUUUGAUGGUUCAUUUGGAGGAUGAUGAUGAACCCGAGGGAGAUGAGUUCAGAGUUGAUGGACGGUAUAUUCCAAGAAUAUAUUUCCUUGGCACUGAUGGAAAAGUCAUGAAAGAUGUUUUCAACUCAAAAGGAGCUUAUGCCAAGAACAGCAAAUAUUACUAUGGAAAAAUCUCUCAAAUUGUCGACAGCAUGAAAACUGUCCUCAAGAAAUUCAACAUUCCGUUUGAUGACGUCGAAGAAGAUGAAGAUACAACUAAUAAAUUAGCAAGAGGUUUUGGAGAUAAUAUCAACUGGGUGUCUUAUAAACAAGGACUAGAGGAGGCCAAAGAGAGCAACAAGAAACUUAUGCUCAUUAUCCACAAGAGUUGGUGCGGUGCAUGUAAAGCUCUCAAGCCAAAACUAGCUGAGUCAGAAAAGUUCGCUGAUCUGAGCAAGAAGUUUGUGUUGGUGAAUGUAGAAGAUGAUGAAGAGCCAUCUGGUAGUCAAUUCGUGGUUGAUGGAGAAUACGUACCAAGGAUUUUCUUUAUGGAUCCUGAAGGCAGAGUUAUUGAAUCAAUUUGGAACGAAGGCACCAAGUAUCCUCAUACGAAGUACUACUACUCCACCGCCGAGCAACUUGUUAGAUCCAUGGAAAGGGCUUUAGGGGAAGAAGAAAAGAAAAUUGAACAAAAAGAAGAGACAAAAUCAGAAGACAAGAAAGAAGAAAAGAAACCAUGGUGGAUGCCUAAAGAAGAAACCGAAGUACAAGACUUAUCAAACGGUUUUGGAAACCACAUCCAAUGGCACACGUAUGAAGAAGGUCUCAAACUGGCCAAAAAAGACAAUAAGGUGAUGGUUCUUCUCAUACACAAGUCAGCAUGUUCCUCUUGUCAAAACUUGAAGUCUCGUUUCGCAAGUAACAAAGACUUGGGCGAGAUGAGCAAGAAGUUUGUGAUGGUUAAUUUGAAGGGUGGUACUGAACCUGAGGGCAAGGAGUUCAGUCCUGAUGGGGCCUACGUACCAAGAAUUCUUUUCCUUGAUCCACAAGGCAAAGUCAUGAAGGACAUUUGGAACGAAGAAACAAACUAUAAUCACGUAAAGUACUAUUACCAAGAUGGAGAUGAAUUGAUGAUCGCCAUGGAAAGAGUCUUGAAGAAGUUCAGGAAACCUGCAAAGGACUAUGGAUUUGGCACUGCCUACGACUGGGUGCACAUUGAUCAUGCUUUUGAAGUAGCAGCAGACCAGGAGGCUCUCAUCGUGUUAGUCUUACAUAAAUCUUGGUGCUCUGCUUGCAAAGCAUUCAAAAAAAAGUUUGCAAAGUCAGAGUUGCUUGUCCAACACAGCGAAAAUUUCGUAAUGGUCAACGUCCAGGACGAUGAUUCUAAAUUAGACAAAGAGUUCGACGUUGAUGGUGCAUACGUACCAAGAAUUCAUUUCAUUGAUCCUUAUACAAAGAAAGUAUUGAAAGACAUUUAUAAUGAAGAUCCAUCCUACGAUGAAUAUAAAUACGCUUAUGGAGAGGUCAAACAACUUGUUGCGGCAAUGAGAAAAGCAUCCAAGAUUGAGGUGAAAAAGCCAGCCGCAACCGAUAGAGGAUUUGGCUCACAUAUCACAUGGGUGCCGAUGAAAGAUGCCCUAGCUAAAGCCAAAGAAACGACGAAACCAAUUAUACUCAUUCUGCACAACUCUUGGUGCCAACACAGUCAAGCUCUCAAGGCCAAAGUUGCUAAGUCUAAGCAGAUUGGUGAAUUAAGCAAGGACUUUAUUAUGGUCAAUCUUCAGGAUGACGAGAUCCCAAAAAAUAAAUAUGACAUUGACGGUACAUAUGUCCCAAGAAUUCUGUUUCUUGAUCACAAAGGAGAGGUCCAGAAACACAUCAAAAACAAGAACACUCCUGUCGAUGAUGCUGAGUAUUUUUAUGAAGAUGCUGAUGACAUUAUCAAAGCUAUGAAAAAGAUGUCGCCCAAGCAUGAAUCAGACAGAGGAUUUGGAAAAAAUAUUGAUUGGGUCACCAUGGAUGACGGCCUGGUUGAAGCAAAGAGAAGCAAGAAACCCGUUAUGGUGAUUAUCCACAAGCCAUGGUGCGGAGCAUGCAAAGCUCUCAAGCCACACAUUGCAAAUUCCACCGAGAUACAGAAACUGAGCAAAAAUUUCGUAAUGGUGAAUAUAGAGGAUGACGAAGAACCAAAAGACUCAAUGUUCGACGUAGAUGGGAAAUACUUUCCGCGUGUGUACUUCUUAGAUUCUAAUGGAAAAGUUUUAAAAGAUAUACAUAACACUGAGCUGAGGUUCCUGAAGUUUAAGUAUGCAUAUGGAGAUGCAGAAACGGUUAUUGAAUCGAUGAAGAAAGUUCUAAAUAACAUUGAACCAGAGAAAACUACUGUGUCGUCUUCAUCAGAAUCAUCUACCAAAACAGUUCAAACGGAGUCAAAAACAACUUCAGAACCAGCAUCAAAAUCGUCCGUUGACCAUGGACUUGSAAAUGGCAUCGACUGGGUUUCUUUGGACGAGGGAUACAUAGAGGCAAGAAAAAGCUGGAAGCCAAUGAUGUUGAUUAUUCACAAAAGCUGGUGCAAUGCAUGUCAGGCUUUUAGACCAAAGUUCGCCGCAUCCGAACAAAUCAAGAAACUCAGCAAACAAUUUGUGAUGGUCAACGUCGAAGAUGAUUUUGAUCACACCGAUAAACGUUUUGACAUCGAUGGAUCAUACAUACCAAGAAUCUUUUUCCUGAAUCCUCUUGGUGAAGUAAUGAAGGACAUCUGGCAUACAGAAAGUAUUUACAAAGAGAACAAAUAUUAUUUCUACGACGUUCCGCCAAUUAUCAGCGCCAUGCACAAGGCAAUGGAGAACGUACAAACUAUGAAACAAAUUGACAUCAGAGAUGAACUCUAGUUGGUGGACCUUAUCCUUUGGUUAAUAUGGAGCAGCCUAGUAGAAUUCUUAAAUAGAAGCCAAAAAAAAGUAUUCCAUAUCAAAUAUAAAAAUAAAUCCUAUAGAUUAGUGAUAUUCGAAUAAAACUUGCAGUACGAAAAAUUAUCAAUGUACGUCAAAGUAAUUUAACCCAUUACAAAAAUACGAUUCACGUUAAUAUGAUAAACAAUAGUUAGUAUUAUUUUAGAAGAUCUUUUGGCAUGUAAUAAUAGCUUGAGAAAUUACUAUCUUGUACUUUGCCGUUUUUAGCAAGUUUUUAAA
Molecule: messenger RNA, 3471 nt
Organism: Actinia tenebrosa (Australian red waratah sea anemone)
Lineage: Eukaryota; Metazoa; Cnidaria; Anthozoa; Actiniaria; Actiniidae
Cellular component (GO): endoplasmic reticulum
Source: RefSeq, a predicted model, not a curated record